Schistosoma bovis is the source of this 776-nucleotide messenger RNA. The record is from the annotation of a GenBank genome assembly. NCBI's taxonomy places the organism in Eukaryota, Metazoa, Platyhelminthes, Trematoda, Strigeidida, Schistosomatidae.
CGCGUUUUCUGGAUCUUUCGGUACUAGUCAUGGACGAGGACAAGCCUGUCAAACUCAAUACAAUUCCUGUUACACUUCUUAAAAGAAGAAAAAGGGUUAGCCGGGAUAUAAUCAAACAACAGCGCCUGCGUUCUGAGGAGUUGCGUAAACGUGCCCGAAAACGCAGAAGUCUUAUCCAACCACCGAUCCGUUUUAUAAAGACUGGUCUCAGACGGUCAUACGAUGAGUUACGCUUGCAGCGGAUUGCUAAACGCAAAUCUCCGCUUUCAACAUCUGAUCAACCAAGACUGGGUGUUGUCAUUCGGUUAAAGGACGAUGAAGAGCAACUUGCGGAUGUUUGUAAGGAUGUAUUCCGAUUACUUCGUCUUGACACACGCAAUCAAGCUGUUUUUAUUAAAAUUACAAAGGCUACUCUUAGUUUGUUGAAUAUUGUUUCACCUUAUGUGGUAUGGGGUUAUCCGUCCCUGCAAGUGGUACGCGAUAUGGUUAUGAAGCGUGGGCGUACUAUGCUUGGUAGACACAAACAUUCAAUCGACAACAAAAUAAUUGAAGAGAAACUAGGUCACUGUGGGAUUUUGUGCAUAGAGGACAUUAUCCACGAACUUGUAACUAUUGGUUCAAACUUCAUGGCCGUUCAGCGCUUUUUAUGUCCAUUCAAACUUAUGUCAUCCAGUCGUGAUUGGAUGUCAGGUUCACGGCGCUGUCACGCUCGUGUUGAUUCUCUAACAGGGUUUCGAGAAGAACAAUUAAAUGAAAUGAUUCGUAGAAUGAUAUGA